This is a messenger RNA of Meira miltonrushii, 1046 nucleotides long. RefSeq names its product 60S ribosomal protein L7. The record is from RefSeq and is a predicted model, not a curated record. Bases 1 to 762 code for a protein of 253 amino acids. Gene Ontology annotation, cellular component: cytosolic large ribosomal subunit. Gene Ontology annotation, biological process: maturation of LSU-rRNA from tricistronic rRNA transcript (SSU-rRNA, 5.8S rRNA, LSU-rRNA). The transcript is spliced from 2 exons. Gene Ontology annotation, molecular function: RNA binding; structural constituent of ribosome. Lineage: Eukaryota; Fungi; Basidiomycota; Exobasidiomycetes; Exobasidiales; Brachybasidiaceae.
AUGUCAGCAAAGGUAGCCAAGACCACCGUUCCAUCGGUUAACGAUGUAUUGGUUCCAGAAACACUUUUGAAAAAGCGCAGAGAUGACGCAAAGAGCCGCGAAGAGAAGCAAGCAAAGACACUAGAAGCACGUAAGGCAUCAAAAGCCAAGCGCGGUGUUAUCUUCAAGCGUGCUGAAUCGUACGCCAAGGAAUACAAGCAACGUGAACGUGAAGAGAUCCGUCUUCGCCGUGUUGCCAAGUCAAAGGGAGACUUCUACGUUCCCGCUCAACCAAAGGUCGCCUUCGUCGUCCGUUUGCGCGGUAUCUCCAACAUUGCACCCAAGCCACGCAAGAUCUUGCAAUUGUUGCGUUUGUUGCAAAUCAACAACGGUACUUUUGUCAAAUUGACAAAGGCAACCCAACAAAUGCUCCAAUUGGUCGAACCAUACGUCACAUACGGUGAACCCAACUUGAAGACUGUCCGUGAAUUGAUCUACAAGCGUGGAUACGCCAAGAUCAACCGUCAACGUAUCCCAUUGAGCGAUAACGCCAUCAUCGAAGAGCACUUGGGCAAAUUCGGUAUCAUCUCCGUCGAAGAUUUGGUUCACGAAAUCUACACCGCUGGACCCCACUUCAAGGAAGCCAACACAUUCUUGUGGACAUUCAAGCUUUCUAGCCCUAACGGAGGAUUCGCUGAACGCAAAUUCAGACAUUUCAUCGAAGGUGGUGACACCGGAGACCGUGAAGGUGACAUCAACCGUUUGGUCCGUCGCAUGAACUAAGUAUGUCAAUCGACAAACUCGGUUCUCUCGGUUACGCUUCAUUUCCUCUCACAUGUUCGGCGAUCAUUCAAUGAUCGCCAUUCUUGGCAUCCAUUAUUGUACUCGCUCGCUUUUGUAGUCUGAACAUGCUACAAAGGUGAAGCUUUGUUACCAUUACGCACAUUACACCAAUCUUGUAUGACUUCAUACAUCAUGUUCAUAUUCAUACACAAAAAUGAAACGCCCAAAAGGCUUCAGUUGAGAUUCAAAUGCAUUUGUUGUGUGUGUGUGCCUGAAUAAAGUAC